Molecule: messenger RNA, 2971 nt
Organism: Ictalurus furcatus (blue catfish)
Lineage: Eukaryota; Metazoa; Chordata; Actinopteri; Siluriformes; Ictaluridae
Gene: dll4
Product: delta-like 4 (Drosophila)
Exons: 11
Coding region: 835-2889 (684 amino acids)
Biological process (GO): heterophilic cell-cell adhesion; cell communication; multicellular organism development
Cellular component (GO): plasma membrane; protein-containing complex
Molecular function (GO): calcium ion binding
Source: RefSeq, a predicted model, not a curated record
ACAUGAUGAUGAUGAUGAUGAUGAUGACUAUUAUUGUUGUUGUUGUUGUUAUUAUUAUUAUUAUUAUUAUUAGCAGCAGCAGAAUACUGUUUAACACAGUACAAGCAGGGCAGAGCGCUGUUUAUUCCAGUAGCCUUCAUGUGCACAUCAUUCUUGUUGGAGCGAGUUGGGCGUGGCCUGAGGAGAGGGGCAUGAAUAAAGUGGGCGGGUCUAAUGAUGGACAGUUUAUGUAAUGAGCAGCGCGGACACGAAGCCAGUAUAAAUACCGCUGUGCGCCUGAACUCACACUUCAUUCACGACUUAAGGAGAGACGUUAUUACAGCACCCUAACGCGCACAGUCGCAUAAAACAAGACACACACACACACACACACACACACACACCCCGAGGCGACUCUCUCUCUCCCUCUCUCUCCCACACACACACACACACACACACACACACACACACACGCGGGAGGUUUGUGGAAUAGUGAGCAUGCAAGGACGGGACGGAUAAUAAGACUGGAUCCGGCGCUUCACCUUCACCUUUUGGAUAACCUGGAAAUUUGAACGCGCCUUUUGCGCACGGAAGAGCGGCGACGCGCAAAGGAAUAUACUCCCUUCUCCUCCUCCUCCUCCUUCUUCUCCUCGUACUUUUUUGAGUGCUUUAUUUAUUUAUUUAUUUAUAUUUAUUUUUUUUUAUUAUUAUUUUAUUUUUUAUAUUUUUUUUUGCAUUCUUUGAAGCCUUCCUUCCACUUUGGAAUAGGAGCUUUAUUUUUUAUUUUUUUGGGUAGGAAAUAUCCGCGCGGGUGACCCAGCUGCCCCGCCACAGCAUUUUGGGAAAAUAUAAAGGAUGGCAGCUUGGUUCACCUUUCUGAUCGCAUGCUUCAGCGCGCUCCUAACGCAGAUAUUCGGAUCUGGUGUUUUCGAGCUCGAGCUCCAUGAGUUCAAGAAUUUUAAAGGUCUGCUGGCGAGCGGAACCUCAUGCAGACCGGACUGCAGGACUUUUUUCCGCGUUUGUCUGAAGAACUACCAGGUGUCCGUGUCUCCAGGGGGCUGCAUCUUCGGCAGGACCGACACCCCCGUGCUGGGCUCCAACUCGUUCAGGAUAGAGGGAGGACACCUGAGCACACCCAUACGCCUGCCCUUCAACUUUGGAUGGCCGGGAUCAUUUUCUUUGAUUAUUGAGGCCUGGUAUUCACCCUUGGAGGAUCCACCUGUAGACUCAAACAACCCCGACUUACAGAUUAGUUCUUUUGCCAUCCAAAGACAGCUGGAAGUAGGGGCUGAGUGGUCUCAGGAUGUCCAAAGCGGUCAGCAGACGGAGCUAAGGUAUUCUUACCGGUUCAUCUGCAAUGAAAAUUACUACGGCGAGAGUUGUUCCAAAAUAUGCACGCCCAGGGACGACCGUUUUGGCCACUACACCUGCAACCCAGACGGGCAGUUAUCCUGUCUCCCCGGCUGGAAGGGGGAAUACUGCGAAGAACCGAUCUGCCUUGAAGGCUGCAGCGAAGCUAACGGGAACUGCUCCAACCCCGGAGAGUGUGUGUGCAGAGAGGGCUGGCAGGGAAAGUUCUGCAACGAGUGUAAGAAACACCCCGUGUGUAAACAUGGUACAUGCCACAAGCAAUGGGAGUGUCACUGUAAAGAAGGAUGGGGAGGACUCUUCUGUGAUCAAGAUCUGAACUUCUGCACCCACCACAAGCCGUGUAUAAACGGAGCCACGUGUACGAACACCGGGCAGGGCAGCUACACGUGCACGUGCAGGCCGGGCUACACCGGGGUGAACUGCGAGCUGGAGGUGCGUCACUGCGACAGCAACCCGUGCAGGAACCGAGGACACUGCGUGGAGCUGGAUAAUGGCUACACGUGCACGUGUCUGCCGGGGUUCGAGGGCACACACUGCGAGCACAGCCUCCUGACUUGCGCAGACAUGCCCUGCUUUCAGGGUGGCAAGUGCCAUGAGAGGGACAACGGACGCAGCUAUUCGUGCGACUGCCCUAAAGGAUACACCGGACUCAACUGUGAGAAGAGGGUGGACAAGUGUAUGACUCUGCCGUGCGCUAAUGGUGGCGCGUGUGUGAUCCUGGCUGGCGUCCGUAUGUGCAGCUGUCGAGCAGGAUUUACAGGCCAGCGCUGCGAGAUCAACAUCAACGACUGCUCCUCGAACCCCUGCGCUAACGGCGGCACCUGUCACGACGGCGUCAACGACUACACCUGCUCGUGCGUUCCGGGGUACACCGGGCAGAACUGCGAGCUCCACAGCGUGUCCUGCUCCACGCAGCAUCUCUGCCUGAACGGCGGAUCGUGCACCAACAUCCCCGACGGCUCUCCUGUGUGCCUGUGUCCCAAUGGCUUCACGGGGCCUCGCUGCGACUAUGUCGCCAUCACACGUCCCGUUAUCCUGGAACCCGAGUCCCGGGACGACUUCCAGUGGGCCGCCGUGUCCCUGGGCGUAGGUUUGGUGGCUCUGCUCAUCCUCGUGUGCAUGGUGGCGAUCGCUCUGCGCCACGUCCACAGGCAGGCGGCUGCCGAAAGGACUAACGACGCCAUGAACAAUCGAUCGGACACGCAGCGGGACAACCUGAUACCGACGUCUCAGCUCAAGAACACGAACAAGAAGGUGGACCUGGAGGUGGACUGCGGUAAGGAGAAGUCGAAUUACAUCCUCAAGAACUACCAUUUGGACCACAACUCGUCUAAAGAGUUUAAGGAAAGCCCGACGCAAGAGGAUAAAAGUCACAAGUACGAAAAGUGUUUAGAAGACAAAAUACCCUUGAGUAGAAUGUACAGUGAAAAGCCGGAGUGUAGGAUAUCGACGAUAUGCUCCCCGAGAGACUCCAUGUACCAGUCUGUGUUUGUAAUAGCAGAGGAGAGAAGCGAAUGCGUCAUAGCAACCGAGGUAUAAACGACAUGACAGGAGGAUGAAGAUGGAAGCUGCGAGGGAGAAAAAACACACACACACACACACACACACACACACACACACA